Solanum dulcamara is the source of this 1099-nucleotide messenger RNA. RefSeq names its product E3 ubiquitin-protein ligase RMA1H1-like. Gene Ontology annotation, molecular function: metal ion binding; ubiquitin protein ligase activity; ubiquitin-like protein conjugating enzyme binding. Gene Ontology annotation, cellular component: endoplasmic reticulum. NCBI's taxonomy places the organism in Eukaryota, Viridiplantae, Streptophyta, Magnoliopsida, Solanales, Solanaceae. The record is from RefSeq and is a predicted model, not a curated record. Gene Ontology annotation, biological process: ubiquitin-dependent protein catabolic process. The transcript has 2 exons. Bases 118 to 840 code for a protein of 240 amino acids.
AGCUCAACUCAAACAUUUUGUUUCAUCUUUCCAGCUUCCAAUUUCACCUCAUUUACAAAUUUGCAGAUUAUUAUUUGGGCAUAUUAGCAAACAGAGAAUCAAAUCAAGAGGUAAAAUAUGGCCUUAGAGCAGCUUUUCCAAGAGCAAGUAGCAGAAACUACCUUUGGUGAACGCGAUAUUCCCAUGGAGAAAUGGAAGACAGUUGAUGAUAAGCAAGAAGACAAUCUGUCUGGAGGUUUUGAGUGCAACAUUUGCCUGGAUCUUGUACAUGAUCCUAUUGUUACAUUAUGUGGUCACCUCUAUUGCUGGCCUUGCAUCUACAAAUGGAUACAUUUCCAGAGUAUUUCUUCUGAAAAUACCGAUAACCAACAGCCACAGUGUCCUGUUUGCAAGGCUGAAAUCUCACAGAAAACGUUGAUUCCACUCUAUGGUCGCGGUCAAGCUACAAAAGCAUCUGAAGGCAAGGCCCCGAAUCUUGGUAUAAUCAUUCCGCAAAGGCCUCCUAGUCCGAGAUGCGGGGGUCACACACUUAUAGAAACUACCGAUUCAAUUCCAUCACAGCAACUUCACCAUCGAAAUCAUCCACUAGAGUCUCCAACACAUCAACCUUAUAUGACAGAACCUAUUCUAAGCCCCAGUGGCACGUCAACAGGGGAAAUUGUUUAUGCAAGGAUGUUUGGGAACUCAUCAACUACUUUAUAUACAUAUCCAAGUUCAUAUAACCUAGCAGGCAGCAACAGUCUAAGGUUAAGAAGGCAACUAUCACACGCUGAUAGAUCACUUAGCAGAGUCUGUUUUUUCCUAUGUUGUUGUUUAGUAACAUGUCUUCUUUUGUUCUGAUCAUCUUCUACGCUUAUUAUAAAAGUACUCAGUACAGAAAUACAACAUAUGUCACUGAGGUUUUGCACUUUUGAUUGCCAGUAUUGCAGAACAAUGUUCCGUUCUAUCAUGGGAGGAAUUAAUCCAAACUUUGGGCAAGUGUGAGGGGAUUAAAUUUUUAAGGAAACAUAAUUUUUGGUGGGCUCGGAACUUUUCUGUUAAUACUUUGAUUGCAGGAAUAACAAAUUAAAGAAUUGAAUUAUAUUUUUGUUUCAUCUUA